GGUGACAUUGAGCAAUUAAGCAAUGAUAGAUACAAGAUCAAUGGCAAUAUCCACCAAGUUAACAAUGUGUCCGUACGAAUUACUGAAUUACCAAUUCGUGUAUGGACUCAAAACUACAAAGAAUCGCUUGAGCUGUGGAUAUCCGGAACAGAUAAAGUGCCAAGCUGGAUCCUUGAGUACAAAGAGGACCAUACAACGACCACCGUAGAUUUUACGAUAAAACUAUCGCAAACAAGUCUAAGAGAUUCUUUAGAAGAAGGACUUGAGAAACGAUUCAAGAUGAGCACGACCAUCGGAACGUCGAACAUGGUGUGUUUCGAUGGCAAGGGUC
This is a messenger RNA of Funneliformis mosseae, 331 nucleotides long. The record is from the annotation of a GenBank genome assembly. NCBI's taxonomy places the organism in Eukaryota, Fungi, Glomeromycota, Glomeromycetes, Glomerales, Glomeraceae.